Quercus robur (English oak) is the source of this 1480-nucleotide messenger RNA. Its product is annotated as homoserine kinase-like. The transcript has a single exon. The record is from RefSeq and is a predicted model, not a curated record. Gene Ontology annotation, molecular function: homoserine kinase activity; ATP binding. NCBI's taxonomy places the organism in Eukaryota, Viridiplantae, Streptophyta, Magnoliopsida, Fagales, Fagaceae. Gene Ontology annotation, biological process: L-threonine metabolic process. Bases 177 to 1286 code for a protein of 369 amino acids.
UAUUUGGACUGCCAUUUCAGCCAUCGUGAACUACGCUUCUUGUCUCUUUCUGUUAAACCCUAAAACCUCUGUUGCUCUCUCUCUCCGAUCUCCAUAUAUAUCAUUUCGAUCACCAUUUGUGUUGUGUGCGAGUGCUAAUCAAAUCAAAUUAAAUCAAACCAAAUCAAAGCAAGGCGAUGGCCAUUUGUUAUCAAGCUAUUCCAGUAAAACCCGUAGUGCUCAGACCCACAACCACUUUCAAACCCGUUAACUCCUUCCGUUGCAACCUUUCUCUUCCCUCCAAAACCCUCGAAAUAUCCAUUUCCGAACCCGAACCCGUUUUCUCCUCCGUCAAAACCUUUGCUCCUGCCACCGUGGCAAAUCUCGGUCCCGGCUUCGACUUCCUCGGCUGCGCCGUCGACGGCCUCGGCGACUCCGUCUCCCUCUCCGUCGACUCCUCCAUCCACCCCGGCCAGAUCUCCAUCUCCCAUAUCUCCGGCGACCCUUGCUCCAAGCUCAGCCGUAACCCUCUCUAUAAUUGCGCCGGCAUUGCCGCCAUCGAGGUCAUGAAGAUGCUCGGAAUCCGAUCCGUCGGCCUUUCUCUCUCUCUCCACAAAGGCCUUCCAUUAGGUUCCGGGCUCGGAUCCAGUGCCGCAAGCGCCGCCGCCGCCGCAGUCGCCGUCAACGAGAUUUUUGGUGGGAAACUCGGCUCCGAGGAGCUCGUAGUAGCGGGAUUGAAAUCGGAGGAGAAGGUUUCGGGUUAUCAUGCUGAUAACGUUGGCCCGGCGAUCCUGGGAGGGUUUGUUUUGAUCAGAAACUACGAGCCGUUGGAUUUGAAGAAAUUGACAUUUCCGGAGGAUAAAGAGCUUUACUUUGUAUUGGUGACUCCUGAAUUCGAAGCUCCGACGAAGAAAAUGCGGGCUGCUUUGCCUUUAGAGAUAGCAAUGGCUCAUCAUGUGUGGAAUUGUAGUCAGGCCGGGGCAUUGGUGGCUUCAGUGUUAGAAGGGGACUUGGUGGGGUUAGGGAAGGCUUUGUCAGGAGAUAAGAUCGUGGAGCCGAGACGCGCGCCAUUGAUUCCGGGGAUGGAAGCCGUGAAGAAGGCGGCGAUUGAGGCCGGGGCGUUCGGGUGUACCAUAAGUGGGGCGGGGCCGACGGCGGUGGCUGUGAUAGAUUGCGAGGAGAGAGGGGAGAAGAUUGGAGAGAAGAUGGUGGAGGCAUUUUGGAAUGAAGGGAAUUUGAAGGCGGUGGCUUUCGUGACGAGGCUUGAUCGGGUUGGUGCGAGGCUUGUUGAUAGCAAUCCUAGAUGAUGAUCAUGAUUGUGAUGUUGAUUGCAAUAAAGGGUAUGUUUUGUAUUUUGGUGAAAAAGCUUUGGUUUUGGUUUGGUUAGUUUUUGCGGAGGAUACUAUGAUGUCCAAUAGCUUUGAAACAAUGACAGUAAUUGUAUUCUCAGUUGAUGCUAAGUGUAUGAUAAGUAAUAACAUUGGCUUCUUCCUUUAUUAAA